UUUUUCCACGCGGUGCAUUCUGGGGAGCUAGGUCGAGCCCGCUGCUACCGCCGUCGCCUGAGGGAAGCGAGAAGAGGCCGCGACCGGGGACAAAACGCGGAGUCGCCACCGGAGAGAAGUCGACUUCUUAGCAGCAGCCGCCGCCAGAGAGGCCCCCCCACCCGUUCGCCCGUCCCCCUGCCCCGUUCACAAUGCAGCCUGCUUCUGCAAAGUGGUACGAUCGAAGGGACUAUAUCUUCAUUGAAUUUUGUGUUGAAGACAGUAAGGAUGUUAAUGUAAAUUUUGAAAAAUCCAAACUUACAUUCAGUUGUCUUGGAGGAAGUGAUAAUUUUAAGCAUUUAAAUGAAAUUUAUAUUUUUCACUGUAUUGAUCCAAAUGAUUCCAAGCAUAAAAUAACGGACAGAUCAAUUUUAUGUUGUUUACGAAAAGGAGAAUCUGGCCAGUCAUGGCCAAGGUUAACAAAAGAAAGGGCAAAGCUUAAUUGGCUUAGUGUGGACUUCAAUAAUUGGAAAGACUGGGAAGACGAUUCAGAUGAAGACAUGUCUAAUUUUGAUCGUUUUUCUGAGAUGAUGAACAACAUGGGUGGUGAUGAGGAUGUAGAUUUACCAGAAGUAGAUGGAGCAGAUGAUGAUUCACAAGACAGUGAUGAUGAAAAAAUGCCAGAUCUGGAGUAAGGAAUAUUGUCAUCACCUGGAUUUUGAGAAAUAACUUCUCUGCAAGAUUUCAUAAUUGAGAGAAUUGCUGAGUUGAUAGCUCUAAAAGCAGAUGCUGUAUUUGCCUACUUUAACCCAUUUUUCAACCUGUUUGUUUUUUAAAAGGCUUCACUAAGGGUUCAUAUGUACCAUUGUUUGGGGCAAUUUUAAGUCAGCUAAGGCAAUAACCUUAUGCAUGAACAUUUCCCAGACUUUCAUGAAGCUUUGAGGUCCUAGGCAAUUGAUGCAGCAGUUAUGAUAAAAACAUUUCGCCUAAGUCUCCUUUUCCUCAUAACAUAGAUACUGACAUGAUAGGAAGCUUAGGGAAAGAAAACUAGAGUAUAGAACAUGGAUUCAAAAGUGGCUGGAACAAAUUGGCUGACACCUUACUGGUGGUAACCUGCUGUUCCUCUAGUGUUACCCUUCAGGAUUGUUCCACUAAAGUUUAUUUU
Messenger RNA from Cebus imitator (Panamanian white-faced capuchin), 1144 nucleotides. RefSeq names its product prostaglandin E synthase 3-like. Gene Ontology annotation, molecular function: Hsp90 protein binding; protein-folding chaperone binding; prostaglandin-E synthase activity. Lineage: Eukaryota; Metazoa; Chordata; Mammalia; Primates; Cebidae. Gene Ontology annotation, cellular component: nucleus; cytosol. The record is from RefSeq and is a predicted model, not a curated record. The transcript has a single exon. Gene Ontology annotation, biological process: telomere maintenance via telomerase; prostaglandin biosynthetic process; chaperone-mediated protein complex assembly. Bases 192 to 674 code for a protein of 160 amino acids.